Molecule: messenger RNA, 372 nt
Organism: Protopolystoma xenopodis
Lineage: Eukaryota; Metazoa; Platyhelminthes; Monogenea; Polystomatidea; Polystomatidae
Source: the annotation of a GenBank genome assembly
AUGAAAACAAUCAGGGAGCUAAUAUGCAAGAUUCCCGGAUUUUGGGGGAAUUCGGCCAAUUUUGAGCAGGUUUUCGCAGCCGGUCAAGUUGGAGUCUUUUCAGCAUGCAGGAGUGCUAUUGUCAAGAGUUUUAUGAUUUGUUUUCAAGUGGGCCAGUUUACUUGCUUCCGAAUCUCGGCGUGGGAUCAAGGUGCAUUUUCGCCUUUUAUCUACACUGUCCUCAUUGUUUGGAUAAUGCUGGGGCAUCUAACUCAGCGGGCCAACUCAGCAUGGGUGUCGGUUGAAUUGAACACACUUCUUCGUGCUCUGGAUGAAAUCAGGAGUAGCUUUAUUCAUCUGUGGUCAGUCCGCUUCAGUUUUUCAGGCGCCUGA